GUGUGCGGUUUGUUCCUGGUUGAACCUUGUGUGGAGAUUGCUCCAAGGAGAAAAACAAGACGCGGGGCUAUAAGUUAGCAAAGCAGGGUGCUCUCGAGGCACUUGCUGCACCGCAAAAGAACCGAGGACUGAAUACUAAGGUUCAAUGAUGAAGCUUUGCAGAGGUAUGCCGAGUCAGUCACAGGUCACAAGAAUGGCGAUGGUAAUUUUUUUCGCACUGACCGUGGCACCCGGCCGUGGCCCGCAUAUUGGUCAGCAUCCAUCAAGGAGGCGGUGACUGUGAGAGCAUCUAUAAGCGCUACAGCGAGGAUCACAUACUGUGCCGGCCGCGCCCGAGCGUCUGCCAUGCCGUUGACUCGGGCAUCGAAGACGCCGACAAGAGAAUCAUCCUCGACGCACACAACCGCUUCCGGAGUCAAAUCGCAACGGGAAAUAACUGCUCGAGGCUGCCCCAUGCUUCCAACAUGCUAGAAAUGGAAUGGGACGACGAUCUUGCAAGAGUGGCGCAGGCCUAUGCCGAAAUUUGCACUAACCAGCCAUCCUGCCACUCGUGUAUGAAAAUCGAGAAAUUUCCAUACGUCGGCCGCUCCCGUUGCGUCAUCCACACGGAUUCUGAGGACGACAACCCUGACUGGGAAGGAUGCAUAGGAUACAUGUUUAACGAGUCCCUCAGGAUUCCCAUCGCAGGUUCAAGUACACCGUUGAGAACAAUUCAUGGAGCCGAAAGUUUCACUCAGCUGGCGUGGGCGACAACCUGGAAAGUUGGAUGCGGCUAUGUCAAAUACCGAUCUCAUAAUUUUCGAUCUGAGAUGCGCUACACGUGUGCCUACGGUCCUGGUGGUAAUAUCCGAGGCGAGGAUGUUUACAAAGUUGGGCCAGCCUGCUCGAACUGUGCUGAGGGCACUUGCUGUGGAACAGCGUGCCAAAGACACAACGUCACUCCGUCGUUCAACGGCUUGUGCAAGGUUAUCGACGACGGCCCGAGCGUUCCUUUGGACGAUGACAAAUUGUUGUCGGCAUGCUUGUUCAACAAAGCAACUACGCGCGCCUGCACCUUCCGAAGUGAACCGACUGAUGGUUGGACGACGAAGACAUCAUACGCAACGGGCUUCGCCGAAUCUGUGCUCGAGUCCGGGCAGAGCGCGCAGUUUACCUUCGAAGAGCCCGUCCAAACGAGCAACGGCCGGCUCUGCGUCGAGGUCGACUACAACAAGGGACCUAACGUGGCCGGUAUGCCUGACCGCGGACUGUUCAACCUUCUUGUGACACCUGUCGAGAGCCCUGAUCGCCAGAGGACCAUCAGCCUGUCAGGAGGAGCUACAAAUGUCAUGCACAUGCGGGUUACACUAACCUAUAACGUUGCCGUACAGGAAACACCAUCGACUUGCGGGUGUCGUUGCCGACGGAUUCCUUUCUUGGGGCCCUCACGCCGUUUGCAGAUUGGCUUCUCGUUCGCCGUACCAAGAGGAAGCUCGGCCCAGUAUGUCAACAUUCACAAGGUUGCCGUCUACGAUAAAGCUUGCUCCAAGUGAUGCGGUUAAUGUACCACCUUUCUGAAUAAACGGUUUCGUCUGGUUAGUCGAA
Dermacentor silvarum is the source of this 1584-nucleotide messenger RNA. RefSeq names its product CRISP/Allergen/PR-1. NCBI's taxonomy places the organism in Eukaryota, Metazoa, Arthropoda, Arachnida, Ixodida, Ixodidae. The transcript is spliced from 11 exons. The record is from RefSeq and is a predicted model, not a curated record. Bases 465 to 1532 code for a protein of 355 amino acids.